This is a messenger RNA of Rhopilema esculentum, 1968 nucleotides long. The record is from RefSeq and is a predicted model, not a curated record. NCBI's taxonomy places the organism in Eukaryota, Metazoa, Cnidaria, Scyphozoa, Rhizostomeae, Rhizostomatidae.
AGUAAACAAUAAGGAUUAGCGAAUGCGUGAUAUGAGUGCUGUAGACAAUGGCGGCGCCAGCCACUACGCUCUGGGGGGGACAAAACAAAAUAUUUUGGACCACGCCUCUUUUAGCACCAGAAAACCCCCUUUUACUAGCAAGGAACGCAAUUUUUACCUGAAGGGAACGCCCAUUACUCACUUUUGGCUAUGUAAAGGCAGUUUGAAAAUCAUAGGAUUGCAUCACAAAAAGUACGUUGCCAAAAUAUUAAAUGUGAUGGAAUGAAUGAGAAGGAAAAAUUGAUGUAAACAGGCCUAAGUAGAGUCACUACAGAUCCACAAAACCACCCUUCCCCACUACCUUUGGGCAAGAAUUUCCAGCAGGACAACACAGGAGAUUCUUACGCAGUAUAGAAAUCUACAUUCUGUCCCCGUGAAGGCUAGAAAAUAUCAUCUUUAAUUAUAGGCAUCCAGUUGAUUCAUAUCUAGGUUUUCAUUAUUUUUGAGAGCCCACAACAAUGAACGGUUUUUAGUCAAUUUGACCUGUGAUGCUCUUUUCUCUUGCGAUUCUUAAACUCAAGGGAUGUGGUUUAAUCUGAGUCAUUAUAAAGAGGAAUGAUCUGAAAACUUUUUGUUGAUCCGUUGGUGAUCUCUUCGUUCAAGUUUUCCGAGAUACCGUGACCUAACCGAACGCACCGCCAAAUCUCUAUAUCGCCACACAGCAUAAAUUCUAGAGCUCGUAUUAGGCCUUUCUGUAACGGUUUGAGUAACCGAUAACUAGAAUAAAUACCAAACCUAGCGCAAGCUAUUCAUUCAAUGUUUGCUUUUUUCAAAGCCAUUUUCAAUUUCUGUACCGCCAAAAUACUGCUAUUCAUUCAAAGGUAGAAAUCAUUUUUGUCCUUAGUUAGUCCUUAGUCCUAAGUCCUUGGUCCAAAAGUUUUUUGAAAGCGAGGCAAUUUUUUGGCGGGAAUAUUGGAAUGCUGGCGAAUCAGUUUCUAAGACAACGCUGAAAAUGGCUGACAGUGAGCUCGUCUGUAAUUUCAGAAAAUGUAGGAAAAGACUCACGGAGUACGCCUGGGUUACGUCUUGCUCUCAUAUUUUUUGUGACGAAGAUGGAACGAAACAGUUUAACAAAUCAUACAAAUGUCCGGCUUGUGAAGCAAAUCUACCUGGAAAAUUUGAUAUCAUUAGGGUUGAUCUCCAGCCUGCUGAAGAAUACAAGUCCAUGGUCCUUGCUGGUCUUAAGCCAGAAAUUAUAAUGGAAAUUUGUUCUAGAGCCAUUGCUUUUUGGUCAUACCAGGCAUACAGUGAAAGAGUAUACCAUGAGUAUGUAUCGACAAGAGCAAAAGAGUCAAAGAACCAGCUCGAGAAGUACUACGAGCAGCUUCUUGCACAAAUUCAAAAUGAACUGAGUAAUGUCAAGUCAGAAAUGAACAUUAAAACAAAGGAGCUCACUGAUACAAAGCAAAGGCUCUCUGAAGUAACAGAAAAACUCUCUGAUAAGGGAAGACAGUUACAGAGGCUUCAAACGAUGUACGACUCUUUACGAAGAAAAACUGUCAACCCGGCUAUUUUGACAGAGCAUUAUGGAAACACUGAGGUUUUGAAUGCAAUGAAAACCUCUUUCACCCUUCCAAUUGGAACAACAUCAGGUAUUCCAAAGGCAUUACCAAAUGAGAUUGAUAUGCCACAAAGGCCAGUCCCGGAUGCCACUCCUAACAGUAAGUUGCUUCAUUUUAUAAAGCUUACGGUAAGCGUUCUUUUUACUCGUGGAUGUAAUGUUGGACUUUUGAAGCAUUGGGUUUUGCAAGCGCAGAUUUGCUCCAAGACCAAACAUCGAUCUUGGUCUUUCUAUCUUAAAUUCAUGGUUUGCUGGUGACUGACACUCUUCAGAAUUUGUUAAAUUGUGAAAAAAUAUAUCUUUAUACUUAUCAUCAAAGUACCUCAGCUAACAACUUUUCGAACCUCUCCUUGCAAAUUUGCAGCUAU